GUUUCCUUUUCCUUCUAGGUCUGCAAUUCCUAGUACUCUUGUACUAGGCCCAGAGCUGCAAUCCAGUGUGUGCCAGGAGACGAAAGUUGUUGAGCAAAAAAAGAAAAAGCGGGAGAACAAAAAGGGGAAGUCAUAAUAUCCACUUAAUUCAAUGAAAAUGGCCUUUAGCAAUCUGACAUCAAAAGCUGCAUUGCUUUAUGAUGAAUGGAUUAAACGUGCUGAUCCAAGAGUGGAAGGCUUCCCACUCAUGUCUUCACCUGUGCCACAGACUAUUAUCAUUGGAGCCUAUAUUUAUUUUGUAACAUCUUUGGGGCCAAAAGUCAUGGAAAACAGAAAACCUUUUGAACUCAGGCCAAUAAUGGCAUUUUACAAUUUUGGUGUAGUAGCCCUCUCAAUUUAUAUGACUUAUGAAUUUCUUAUGUCUGGCUGGGCCACGGGUUAUUCAUUCCAAUGUGACCUUGUUGACUACUCCAGGUCACCUACAGCUCUGAGAAUGCUUCGGACUUGUUGGCUAUAUUACUUCUCCAAGUUCAUUGAAUUAUUAGACACUAUUUUUUUUGUUCUGCGAAAGAAAGAGAGCCAAAUUACAUUCCUGCAUGUCUUGCAUCACUCUAUCAUGCCAUGGACCUGGUGGUUUGGAGUCAAAUUUGCUGCAGGUGGAUUAGGAACAUUCCAUGCUCUAUUAAACUGUGUUGUGCACGUCAUCAUGUACACCUACUAUGGACUCUGUUCACUGGGACCAGCCUACUAUAAAUACUUGUGGUGGAAAAAACACAUGACAUCUAUACAGCUUGUCCAGUUUCUUAUGGUUACAGUUCACAUUGGACAAAUCUACUUUAUGGAUGAUUGUCCAUACCAGUAUCCAGUUUUCAUAUUCAUCAUUUGGCUGUAUGGCUCUAUGUUUUUAAUUCUAUUUCUUCACUUCUGGUAUCAUGCUUACAUCAGGGGCCAGAGACUGCCAAAGAUUAUGAAAAAUGGAAUGAGCAAAAGCAAACAUCAAUGAAGUAACCUCUCAUUUGUAUAAGCAUGUACAUCUCAUAUCAGUAACUUGUAUUACUUGACAAUCAAGAUAUUACGGUGCUUAUUAUACCAUGUACAUUUUAUAUGUUUUUUCAAAAACAAAAAAGAAUUUGUAUUUUUACAAUAAGUUAUUUGGGUUUCUGAUGUGGGUGGGGGGAGGGAUGAUUUUCUGAUUAAAGAUUUGCAGGUUGUCAGUAAGUUGCAUUUAUCUAGAGAAAGUUUUCUCUUUGCCUAGAAGAAAUGAAUAUUUUAAUUGCAUUCUUACAAGUUAGAUGCAUAUAAAUAAAAAGAUCUUCUUUAGAAAAAUGUGUAUGAUAAGUAUAGAAUACUUUGAGCAUUAAGAAAAGGUUAUAAAGAACAUUCAUUAUAACAGAUAUUAUAAACUGUUGAAACAAGUUUAAUUUUAUUAAAAUAGCCAUGAAAAAUUAUUGUUAUAUGCAUAACUUAGAGACUAAAAUACAUUUAAUAUAGUUAAUGUAUGUAAACAUUCUUAUUUUUGUACAUACUGAACCAUAUUAGAGAACAUAAGUUAAAUAAAAUCGUGGCAUAUUAAAGUGUGUUGAAACACAGAUGGAUUUUUGGAUUAUAAUGUCUUCUACUAAAAUGAUUUAAGUUAAUGUAGUUUUA
Pelodiscus sinensis (Chinese soft-shelled turtle) is the source of this 1647-nucleotide messenger RNA. Lineage: Eukaryota; Metazoa; Chordata; Testudines; Trionychidae. The record is from RefSeq and is a predicted model, not a curated record.